AUGACAUUUUACGGCAUUCUUCACCUCGACCAACCCUUCAACUCUCCCAACUGGUGUAUAAACCAUGUUGAUAUAAUUCUUGCAUCUUCUAUCUUUCAACGAAUUAUGAAAAAACUGAAAUUUCGAUCCCCUUCCUUUAACCACAACUGUCUAGAUUUCUAUCUCAAGAGGAUCUCCUUAAUCUCCAAGUUAUUCUAUAUCUCCUCUAGAGCCUUAGUUCGUUCUUCUAAAACUUCUGCAUUAUUUCCUCCAACAUUGAUUGUUAAGCUAUUGUCGAGAUUGUUCAAAGUUCUAACUGCAUUCUCCACUUUUAGGUCGACCCAACCAAACACCAUUUUGUUCCACCAUUUAAGUCUGCUUUUGAACAUAUUUAACUUCUCCUUAAGCUUGAAAUCCCCUCUCUGUGAUUUUGAUUUUUUUUCCAUUCUUCAAGAAAGAAAGGCCUUAAUUCUUUAUGCAUCAGCCAACGGUUAUUAA
Vicia faba (fava bean) is the source of this 477-nucleotide messenger RNA. The record is from the annotation of a GenBank genome assembly. Lineage: Eukaryota; Viridiplantae; Streptophyta; Magnoliopsida; Fabales; Fabaceae.